Molecule: messenger RNA, 1227 nt
Organism: Papilio polytes (common Mormon)
Lineage: Eukaryota; Metazoa; Arthropoda; Insecta; Lepidoptera; Papilionidae
Product: cuticle protein-like
Exons: 5
Coding region: 13-1152 (379 amino acids)
Cellular component (GO): extracellular matrix
Source: RefSeq, a predicted model, not a curated record
UCCGGUAAAACAAUGUUCUCCAAAAUCUUGGCUCUCAGCGCUGUGCUGGCCGUAACCGCGGCGGGACUCUUGCCCCAGGCUCACUACUCCUCAGCCGCCGCUGUCUCCUCACAGAGCAUCGUGCGUCACGACCAGCCCCAAGCCAUCCACGCCGCUCCCGUCGCCAUCCAUGCCGCUCCCCUCGCCUACCAAGCUGCUCCCAUCGCUACCUACGCUGCCCCCGCCCGUAUCUCCGCCGGACAUGCUGUCUCCUCUCAGACCAUCCUGCGUCACGAGCAGCCACGUGCCGCCUACGGCAUCGCUCCCCUAGCGUAUGCCGCGCCCGCUCACUACUCGGCACCACUCAUCAGCCACGCCGCCCCCGCUGCCAGAAUCAUCGCCGCGCACCAAGACGAAUACGCUCACCCCAGAUACGACUUCUCCUACUCCGUGGCUGACGGACACACCGGCGACAACAAGUCUCAGCAGGAGAGCCGCGACGGCGACGCCGUACACGGCCAGUACUCUCUGCUGGAGGCUGACGGCUCCGUGCGCACCGUGCAAUACACCGCCGAUGACCACAGCGGUUUCAACGCGGUCGUCUCCAACUCCGCUCCCGCGCACCACGCCGCCCCCGCACACAGCAUCGUGCGCCACGACCAGCCUCACGCCAUCCACGCCGCUCCCGUCGCCAUCCACGCCGCUCCCCUCGCCUACCAAGCCGCUCCCAUCGCUACCUAUGCAGCCCCCGCCCGUAUCUCUGCCGGACAUGCUGUCUCCUCUCAGACCAUCCUGCGUCACGAUCAGCCGCGUGCCUCUUACGGCAUCGCUCCCCUAGCGUACGCCGCCGCGCCCGCUCACUACUCGGCACCACUCAUCAGCCACGCUGCCCCCGCUGCUAGGAUCAUCGCCGCGCACCAAGACGAAUACGCGCACCCCAGAUACGACUUCUCCUACUCCGUGGCUGACGGACACACCGGCGACAAUAAGUCUCAGCAGGAGAGCCGCGACGGCGACGCCGUGCACGGCCAGUACUCUCUGCUGGAGGCUGACGGCUCCGUGCGCACCGUGCAGUACACCGCCGACGACCACAGCGGCUUCAACGCGGUCGUGACCAACUCCGCUCCCGCGCACCACGCCGCCCCUGCACACGCAAUCCUCGCCCAUCAUUAAACAUUGUCAAAAACCGAAUCUAGUGAUAGUAAAUUAUUUAAAAAUGUGUAAUAUUUUAGUCUUCAAUAAAUGAUA